Molecule: messenger RNA, 1175 nt
Organism: Dichomitus squalens LYAD-421 SS1
Lineage: Eukaryota; Fungi; Basidiomycota; Agaricomycetes; Polyporales; Polyporaceae
Product: glycoside hydrolase family 43 protein
Exons: 7
Coding region: 1-996 (331 amino acids)
Biological process (GO): carbohydrate metabolic process
Molecular function (GO): arabinan endo-1,5-alpha-L-arabinosidase activity
Source: RefSeq, a predicted model, not a curated record
AUGUUCACCGCUCUGACUGCACUUAUCAGCUGCUUGACCCUCAUUGUAGGGAGUCUUGCCGCGUUUCCAGACCCUUUAGCCCUCUCGGGCGACUCUUUCUUCGUACACGAUCCCAGUCUGGUCCAGCGUGUUAGUGAUGGGAAGUAUUUCGUGUUUACGACCCAUAAUAAGGGCGGUAUAAUCACUGCUACCAACUUAGCUGGGCCAUGGACUUCAGUGGGGUCUAUUCUCCCGAAUAACUCCACUAUCAAUUUAGCGGGUCGAGAUGACAUUUGGGCGCCCGACGUGUCGUUGCAUAACGGAGUGUACUACGCGUACUACUCUGUUUCGACGUUCGGCUCCCAGGAAUCCGCGAUUGGACUGGCGACGUCACCUAGCAUGGACCCAGGGACGUGGACAGACCUUGGACAAGUCUUCCGCUCGACAACGGGCGACGCAUACAAUGCCAUCGAUCCAAACUUGGUAAUUGAUGAGGGCGGCUCCCCCGUCUUGACCUUCGGUUCUUUCUGGAGCGAUAUAUUCCAAGUCGACCUGGGAAGCAACUUCCAGAGCACGACGAGCUCACCGGUUCAGGUAUCAUUCAACUCGACUUCACCUCAACCUGAGGAAGGAUCUUUCGUCUGGAAGCACGGAAGUUUCUACUAUCUCUUUUUCAGCAGCGGACUCUGCUGCGGAUUCAGCGCGUCUUCCCUCCCUCCGGCUGGAAACGAGUACAAGGUGUUCGUUGGACGAUCUUCCUCGGCGCACGGUCCCUUUCUAGAUGCAUCUGGUCGGGAUCUCCGCAAUACCGGGGGCACACUCGUCCUGGCAUCUCACGGCAACGUUUAUGCUCCCGGCGGGCAAUCUAUCUUCACCGACUCUAAGAGCGGAAAGGACAUCUUCGUCUAUCACUACAUCCCUGUCAACAGUCCUGUGCCGUACAGCGACACGUACGCCAGCUUGGGCUUGAAUGCAAUCAAUUGGAGUUCGGGAUGGCCUGUGCUGACGAGCAUCUGACACGUUUAACGUAGUAUUCCAGAACAUGUUGUGUGGUCUAACGUAUUCAAUGGGUGACGGAACAGCCCUCCUCGGGGACCAGUGAUAUUAUACCCUUUGAGUCUAUCCAAGCCCGUCCAUCUUUCCACUGUAACAGUCAGAUUCACAUACGGUUCGACGGCUACGCUGCCGAGAGUGGG